AUGUCGGGUGGUUGCUGCUGGUUGCCGGCGACGCGACCUCUUAUCGGCGCGCAUAUCCCGCCGCCGCCGCCGAGCGUCUCCGGUGGGUUCGUCAAUCUCCCGGCCCGCUGGGCGAGGCCGGGCAACAUCAGAACGGGAGUCACCUGGCCAAUCCCGAACGGGAGAACCCAGAAUGUCAGGCCCCUACGGGGAAUGAUGCUGCCCCCGGUCGACCCUUGGGCGCCUACCAUGAACUCUCAGAGCGUGGCCUCGCAGCUCUUCGCGGCCUCCCUCUUCCCUUACCUAGGUUUUCUGUACUUCAUCACCAAGUCCAACUCCGCCCCCAAGCUCACCCUCUUCGGCUUCUACUUCUUGCUGGCCUUCGUCGGGGCCACCAGUGAAGUCUCUUUCCUUUGCCUCCUUGAACUGCUGUGAAGAUUUUAUCUGUUUCUUCAACCGCCUGAACUCCUUGAACGAUUGUUCGGAAAAUAUACAGUAGUUCUAGGAAUGCGGCAUCCAUCGAGAGAAGCUUCGGGUCAGUUCAUCAAAACGAUGAUGCAAUGAGCGCCAAGCGAGCCGGGCUUCUCUGUCGAAUGCCAUUUUCCUCUGUUUUUUUUUCUCGUUGACGUACUAUAAUCACAGUCUCAAGGGUUAUGAUUGAAAUUAUUUAUAUUCCUUCUUCUUUGUUCCGAUUUUUUUCCUCAAUUACUAACUUAUCGUCUGUAUUUUCGUCUGUCAUUACUCGCCAUCACUGCGCAGUCCCUGCAGGAAUUUACGGUAUGAACCCAUGAUUCGAUCUAGAAAAUUGUUAUCCCCUCUGGUUCUCACCAUAGUCGACCGCAUUUGCUCAUAUUGUUGCACAGCAAAGGUGCAUUAUGGAACCUCACUGUCUAACGUGGAUUGGCUGCACGGUGGAGCGGAAUCAUUGCUCACCCUGACCAAUCUGUUCAUAGUGCUGGGAUUGAGGGAAGGGUUGAGGAAGAUCAAAUCUGCCGAAGAGAUUAAGGAUGAUCUUCUCACAGAUGUCGAGCAAGAGGAACAGCCUUCGCUCUAG
This is a messenger RNA of Spirodela intermedia, 1033 nucleotides long. NCBI's taxonomy places the organism in Eukaryota, Viridiplantae, Streptophyta, Magnoliopsida, Alismatales, Araceae. The record is from the annotation of a GenBank genome assembly.